Eucalyptus grandis is the source of this 1905-nucleotide messenger RNA. RefSeq names its product putative disease resistance protein RGA1. Gene Ontology annotation, biological process: defense response to other organism. Gene Ontology annotation, molecular function: ADP binding. Bases 1 to 1905 code for a protein of 634 amino acids. NCBI's taxonomy places the organism in Eukaryota, Viridiplantae, Streptophyta, Magnoliopsida, Myrtales, Myrtaceae. The record is from RefSeq and is a predicted model, not a curated record. The transcript has a single exon.
AUGAGCGCCCGUGCGAAGACAAUCAGGGAGAGAUUAGAAGCCAUCGCUGCCGAAGGGAAGGAUUUGGGCUUGCGAGAGUGCGCGGAGGAUGUGCGUGUGGAGAGAAGAGAGCGGUUGGACUCCUUUGUGUACGAUGAGGAGAUUAUAGGGAGAGAGGAUGAUAAAAGCGCAAUUAUGAACUUCUUGUUAGACUCUGACACGGAUGAACAAAUUUCUUUCUUUAUAAUACGGGGUCAGAGUGGGAUUGGAAAGACUGCUCUCACUCGAUGUGUGUACGAAGAUGACAUGGUCAAGAAGCAUUUUGAUUUAAGGAUAUGGGUCUGUGUGGGUUUCAGCGGCUUCCAUAGUAUCGAAAGGGAAGUGCGGAAAAUCAGAGGAAGAGAGACAACAGAGAGAGCAGAUGACGAGGAGCAAUUGCGAAGAUAUCUCCUAGUUAUUGACGAUAUGCAGCCUGUGGAUCCUGAACGAUGGCGGAGUUUGAAAAGUUUAUUGAUGGGAGGUGCCCAAGGAAGCAAGAUUCUAAUAACUACUUCCUUUCAGGAAGUUGCGGAAUUUUUGAGUACAUCCCCAUCUCAUUGUCUCGAGGCCCUUCGAGCAGAGUCAUCUGUUGAUUUAUUGAUGAAAAUGGCUUGCCAGGAAGAAGAAGAGACUAGAAAUCCAAGUAAGGUAAAAAUCGGGAGGCAGAUAGUCAAAAUGUGUGAUGGAAUCCCUUUGGCAAUACGAAUGAUCGGACGUCUAUUAUUCUUCAAGAAAACUGCAGCUGAGUGGUCUAAUUUUCGGAACGAGAUCUCAGAAGUUUCUGCAGGCUUAGAUGACUUAAGUUCAAUGCUUGGGUCUUGUUAUAUUUAUCUCCCAUGCCAUCUAAAACAGUGCUUUGCCUUCUGUUCAUUGUUUCCUGAAGACUGGGUGAUUGAUAAGCAAAUGUUGACGAGUCUCUGGAUAGCAGGAGGAUUUGUCCAGCCCAUAGACAACAUCGAUCAGGAUAUGAAAGAUAUUGCUCAUGAGUAUUUCAUGGAUCUACUUUGGAGGAAUUUCUUUCAAGACUGCACUAAAGAUGAACUUGGAAAUGUGACGUCUUGUAAGAUGCACCAUUUUGUAUAUCACCUAGCGUGCAAGCUUGCUAUAGGCGAGUAUUGUCAAGAAACUCAUCAGUUACUGUGGUCAAUUAAUGAAGGAACUCGCCAUCUAUCGUGGGAUUCAACUUCAGAUUUAUCACAGAAACUUCCACCUAAUCUAGUCAAAGCGAAAGGUCUCAGGACAUUCAUCAAAAUGGAUCAGACAAAAAGCGGAAGGCAUGGAACUCAAAUGGGUGAACAAACUCUUUGCAAAUUCCUUUCUACUUUCAAGUUCUUGCGUGUCUUGGAUUGGCAUGAUAGUGGCAUCGAGAAGUUGCCAAGUUCCAUUUGUGAGUUGAAGCACCUGGCAUUUCUAGAUCUCUCUGAAAAUGAAGGAAUCAUGAGGCUUCCUGAUUUUAUGACAAGAUUGCAAACCUUGCAAGUACUUAAACUCAAUAAGUGUAACAAGCUAGUAGAAUUGCCUAAAGAUUUUAGAAAAUUGGUCAACCUAAGGCAACUUGAGAUAAGCGAUUGUAGUGCCCUAUCUCAUAUGCCACAAGGGUUGGGCCAGUUGACUCUUUUGCACACUCUAACAGAUUUCCUUCUGCCUGGGGAUGAUUCUUGUUCAAAGAAUUGCAGUGGGCUGGGGGAGUUGAAUAGGUUAAGCAAUUUGAGAGGAAGCCUAAGAAUAGAAGUUAAGGGAGAAAUAGCAGAUGCAGGAGCAGAAUCAAAUGCUGCAAACUUGAAGGAGAAGGAUUCCUUAGUUUCACUGGUGUUAGUGUUUGCCAGAAAAGAAAGUGAUGAAGUUUUACUUAAAGACCUGCAGCCAAGCUUAAAUCUUGAAGCUUAG